AUGGCCUGGACAUUUUACUACUAUGACCCGUCCAGCGCUGCGGCGGGCAUAUUUACUGCCCUUUUCGGUCUGAGUAGUCUCAUGCAUUUGUACCAACUCGUUCGGACACGAACAUGGUUCAUGAUUCCCUUCGUGAUUGGAGGCAUACUUGAGACAGUCGGUUACGUCGGACGCUUACUGUCAUCCCACGAGGCGCCUGAUUUCACCCAAGGACCCUAUGUCAUCCAAAGCGCGUUGAUCCUGAUCGCUCCAGCUUUCCUGGCAGCGAGUAUCUAUAUGACUCUUGGGCGCAUCAUUUUUAUGAUCGAUGCUGAGAAGUGCUCCCUUAUCAAGCUUAAAUGGUUGACCAAGAUCUUCGUGACUGGAGACGUUUUGUCCUUCCUGAUGCAAGCCUCAGGUGCGGGACUCAUGGUUCAAAAUUCAACAAAUCCAGGUACUGGCGAACACAUCAUUGUCGGCGGUCUCUUUGUACAGAUCAUCUUCUUUGGCUUUUUCACGAUCAGUGCUGUGGUGUUCCAGGCCCGUAUCUCCAAAGUUCCUACUGCUCGUUCGAUCGAGCUGAAUAACCUCUGGCACCGGCAUAUGAUGGCCCUAUACGUCUCUAGUAUCUUGAUUCUGGUCCGUUCGGUGGUCCGUGUGGUGGAAUACAUGCAGGGCUACGAUGGCUAUUUGAUGAAGAACGAGGUCUUCAUCUAUGUCUUCGAUGCCCUGUUGAUGUUUGUGACGAUGCUUGUUCUCCAGUACACGCACCCUAGCGAGGUUAAUUGCUUGCUGGGUCGCGGCGACAAAUAUUCUGAGCAAAUUGUUCGGAUGCGCAAGUUUGUCCCUGGUUCCGCGCUAGAGAUGGAUAGGAUGGAGGGUGUUUAA
This is a messenger RNA of Penicillium riverlandense, 867 nucleotides long. Its product is annotated as RTA1 domain-containing protein. NCBI's taxonomy places the organism in Eukaryota, Fungi, Ascomycota, Eurotiomycetes, Eurotiales, Aspergillaceae. The transcript has 3 exons. The record is from RefSeq and is a predicted model, not a curated record. Bases 1 to 867 code for a protein of 288 amino acids. Gene Ontology annotation, cellular component: membrane.